Molecule: messenger RNA, 1998 nt
Organism: Salvelinus namaycush (lake trout)
Lineage: Eukaryota; Metazoa; Chordata; Actinopteri; Salmoniformes; Salmonidae
Gene: il1rapl2
Product: interleukin 1 receptor accessory protein-like 2
Exons: 9
Biological process (GO): signal transduction
Source: RefSeq, a predicted model, not a curated record
UCCUCCUCCAUAGUGGAUGGCUGCAUUGAUUGGUCGGUGGACCUGAAGAGGUACCGGGUCCUAGCAGGGGAACCAGUGAGGGUGAAGUGCGCCCUGUUCUACAGCUACAUCAGGACCAACUACUCCAUGGCCCAGAGCGCCAAGCUUCGGCUCAUCUGGUACAAAAACAAAGGGGACUCGGAGGAGCCUAUCAUCUUCUCGGGCCAUCGGCUCAGCAAGGAGGAUGACUCCAUCUGGUUCCGCUCAGCCGAGCUGGAGGACAACGGCUUCUACACCUGUGUCCUGAGAAACUCCACCUACUGCAUGAAGGUGUCCAUGUCCUUGGCGGUGGAGGAGAACGACGAGGGCCUGUGCUUCAACAGUAAAAUACGCCACCUGGAGAAAGCCGAGAUCACUAAAAGCAAGAUAAUCAACUGCCCCGACAUCGAGGAUUACCUCGCCCCUUACAAGCAGCCCCAGAUGACCUGGUAUAAGGAGUGUGAGAAGAAGACAUGGCGGAGCUCCAUCAUGGUGAACACCACCAACAUCUGGUUCCCUGAGGUGCAGGAGGACGACGGGGGGAACUACACCUGUGAGCUCAAGUAUGGCAGCCGGGUGGUGAGAAGGACCACAGAGCUCAAAGUCACAGCUCUCCUCACAACCAGACCCCCGAAGGUCCUGUUCCCCACUGAGAGACAGGCCAGUGUUAUAGAUGUCCAACCGGGUAUGCCCCUCAGUCUGGACUGUAAGGCCUUCUUCGGCUACAGCGGGGAGUCCAGACCUAUCAUCUACUGGAUGAAAGGGGAGAAGUUUGUGGAGGAGCUGGCAGGUCACAUUAAAGAAAGUGAAGUCAGGGUGUUGAAGGAGUAUCUAGGGGAGAAGGAGGUGGAGCUGUCCCUAACCUUUGAUGCGGUGGAGGAGACGGACCUGGGCAACUACACCUGCUUUGUGGAGAACCAUAUCGGGCGGAGGAGUGGCAGCGCCAUCCUGCAGAAGAAAGACAUGUACAGGCUAGAGCUGGCUGGUGGACUAGGAGCCAUCCUGCUUCUACUGGGCUUCUUCACGGCCAUAUACAAGUGCUACAACGUGGAGAUCAUGCUCUGCUACCGGAGGCACUUUGGGAGUGACGAGACAGAAGACGACAACAAGGAGUAUGAUGCAUAUUUGUCCUACACCAAAGUGGAGCUGGAUUCGAUGAACAGGGGCUCCAGUGAAGAGGAGCAGUUUGCUCUGGAGAUCCUCCCAGAUGUUCUGGAGAAACACUACGGAUACAAGCUCUUCAUCCCCGACCGGGACCUCAUCCCUAGCAGUCACAGCAUCUACAUCGAGGACCUGGCGCGAAGCGUGGAGCAAAGCAGGCGGCUGAUCAUCGUGUUGACUCCUGAGUUUGUGGCCAAGCGUGGCUGGAGCAUCUUCCAGCUGGAGACACGGCUCCACAGCAUGCUGGUGACAGGGGAGAUCAAGGUCAUUAUGAUCGAGUGUGCUGACCUCAAGAGCGUCAUCAACUACCAAGAGGUGGAGGCCCUGAAGAACACCAUCAAAGUGCUCACCAUCAUCAAGUGGAGGGGCCCUAAGAGCAACGAGCUCAAGUCCAAGUUUUGGAAGCAGGUGAUUUACGAGAUGCCGGUAAAGAGGAAGGAGAUGCUGUCUCGCCGGCAGGUGCUUGACUCCGGAGAGCAGGGCCUGUUCGGCGACCUGCAGACGGUCUCCACCAUCGCCAUGACGACCACAUCUGCCUCGCUGGCGCCCGCCCACCAUGCCGAGAUCCCAGACUUUAACCAGGCCGGCCACCCCCAGAUGAGACACUACUGCACCCGUAGUUACGAGUAUAAGAUGCCCGGUUCCCCCGUGCAGAUAGCCACCUUGAGUAACCGUCACAUGUACUGCAAUAUCCCCAUGACGCUGCUCAACGGACAGGUGAGUCAGAACAACACGAUGGGAAAGAGCAAGCAGGAGAUCCACUUGAACAGCACAUUCGUCCCUCUAUCUGGAAGGGAACUCACAAGUGAUAUCUGGUAG